This is a messenger RNA of Penicillium coprophilum, 1176 nucleotides long. RefSeq lists its product as uncharacterized. The transcript has 5 exons. Gene Ontology annotation, cellular component: Rad51C-XRCC3 complex; Rad51B-Rad51C-Rad51D-XRCC2 complex; replication fork. The record is from RefSeq and is a predicted model, not a curated record. The coding region runs from base 1 to 1176 and encodes 391 amino acids. Gene Ontology annotation, biological process: meiotic DNA recombinase assembly; DNA repair; reciprocal meiotic recombination. NCBI's taxonomy places the organism in Eukaryota, Fungi, Ascomycota, Eurotiomycetes, Eurotiales, Aspergillaceae. Gene Ontology annotation, molecular function: crossover junction DNA endonuclease activity; four-way junction DNA binding; ATP binding.
AUGAGCACCAACAUGGACCUUCUUGGUCUCGACGGUCUCGAAGGGUUCGAUGAUGAGACACUGCCUGUGGUCUCGAUCUCAGCAUCGCAGUCCCUCAACGCGUCGGCCGCCACCCGCGACUCGAUCGCGACGGGUCUGGCGCGUCUAGAUGAAGCUCUAAAUGACCUCCCAGAUCAGCCCAACCAAGGCGGAAUCUUGCGUGGACAUGUUACAGAAAUAUUCGGACCCCCGGGAGCUGGGAAGACGUCCCUGGCGUUAAAUAUUACAUGUAAUGCAUUACGCGGCGGCAAAGUAGUCUGGAUUGAUACGGGAUGUCCCUUGCCUAGUCCCCGGCUCGAGGAAAUGUCCGUCAACCUCGAUGACUUUGUCUAUUUCCGGGCGCAUACGCUGCCCCAUCUCAUAGCCUUACUUGCACGUCCACCAAAAGGGUUUCCACCAUCGGAAACACACCUGAUUGUAGUCGACUCCGUGUCAAAUUUAUUCCCAGCUUACUUCCCCAGCGCCCAAGAGCUCAAAGACCAGCUUACCGAGGGAAAAAUCACCGAUAAAUCACACCUGCAAUGGUUGCUGAAUCGCAAAUGGAACGUUGCUAGUCAGCUAGCCACGCAUCUGGCCAAACUCGCCGCGAGAAAUAUCGCCGUGUUGGCAAUUAACCAAUCCCAUACAAAGAUUAAGGGUCAGUCUCAUGCGGCUUUGCAGCCGCUCUUGUCGGGCAGCGCGUGGGAAGCCAGCGUGCAGACUCGUAUUGCGGUCUAUCGUGACCUGCCGGAUGAGCGAGUCGUGGAGGUUGAGAAGCGCGCGGGUAAGCCAUUGCCCGAGCAAGCCGAGGGGCUGCUCGUUGCGUUUCGCAUUGAACCGGAUGGUCUUUGUGAAAUAGAGAGAAAUGAGUCUCUCCCUUCCGAUCCUCUGACCCCCUUGCUGAAGUCUCCUCCCGACUUUGAGUAUUAUGAUCCUCCUACUCCGACCCCUUCGCCUAUAUCCUCUGUGCUGUCUUCUGCACCACCAUCUUCAGAAAUUGAGCCUCACAAACUGUCACCGUCUAGACCGGCAUCACCAGAACAGCCUGUGCAGACACCAAACAAGAAGAGGAAGGUGGAGGAAGUAGCUGACAGCCAGGAUGAAGACUCGGAGAACGAUGUUCCAUGGACAGGCGAGACAACCCUAAACACGACAUAA